UUUUUUCUUUUCUCCUCAUUCGUUGAUUUGUGUCUGUUUUUCUUGAUGCUUCAUUUUUCCUGGAUUGUAGAAACAGGAAGUUUGUUGUUUCUGUGUCAAAGUGACUGAAUGGAAAUGUUGCUGCUGCAGCUCCAUGUCUCCACCUGGUGGAGGGAGAGCAGAAGUGCAGCAGCUGAUGGCAGCUUCCUCUGCCUCCCACUGCUGUCCGACUGCAUUCACCUGAACCUGAGAGGAAACACAAGAGAAGAGCCAAUCAGUGGAGGAGCAGCUGAUCUGUUGGUGAAGGAGGAUCAGAGCUGAUGAUGAGGAGGGUUUCCUCUGCAGGUGAAGGUGGAAGGUGUGUGUGAGCUGAUGUGGAUCCAGUGAAUCCAGCAGCAUGGAUCAGUGGGAGGAACCACAGGAGGGGGCCCCUCCCUCUAAAAGCAGAGAUGGUAACCAUGACAACCAGAGCAAAGCUCAGAGGAACCAACCUGGACCCGGAUCUGGAUCCAGCUGGGGGUCCAACAGGAAGGACUUGUCAAAGGGUCAUCUUCCUGACUUCAAAGACAUCAGUUCAGGAGUGGACCAAGGUCAACUGGUCACACAGAGACUCCAGUCUGCAGCCUCCAGCUGUGGAUCCAUGAAGAGUGACCAGUCCAAACCGGAUCCUCUAAACUUCAGAACUGAACCAGGACCUUCAGACUCACAAGGUCAACAGGUCACACAGAGAGUCCAGUCUGCAGCCUCCAGCUGUGGGUCCAUGAAGAGUGACCAGUCCAAACCGGAUCCUCUAAACUUCAGAACUGAUCCAGGACCUUCAGACUCACAAGGUCAACAGGUCACACAGAGAGUCCAGUCUGCAGCCUCCAGCUGUGGAUCCAUGAAGAGUGACCAGUCCAAACCUGAUCCUCUAAACUUCAGAACUGAACCAAGACCUUCAGACUCACAAGGUCAACAGGUCACACAGAGAGUCCAGUCUGCAGCCUCCAGCUGUGGAUCCAUGAAGAGUGACCACUCCAAAGGGAUUGCUCCAAACUUCAGAACUGAACCAGGACCUUCAGACUCACAAGGUCAACAGGUCACACAGAGAGUCCAGUCUGCAGCCUCCAGCUGUGGAUCCAUGAAGAGUGACCACUCCAAAGGGAUUGCUCCAAACUUCAGAACUGAACCAGGACCUUCAGACUCACAAGGUCAACAGGUCACACAGAGAGUCCAGUCUGCAGCCUCCAGCUGUGGAUCCAUGAAGAGUGACCACUCCAAAGGGAUUGCUCCAAACUUCAGAACUGAACCAGGACCUUCAGACUCACAAGGUCAACAGGUCACACAGAGAGUCCAGUCUGCAGCCUCCAGCUGUGGAUCCAUGAAGAGUGACCACUCCAAAGGGAUUGCUCCAAACUUCAGAACUGAACCAGGACCUUCAGACUCACAAGGUCAACAGGUCACACAGGGAGUCCAGUCUGUAGCCUCCAGCUGUGGAUCCAUGAAGAGUGACCACUCCAAACAUGAUCCUCUAUGCUUCAGAAGUGAACCAGGACCUUCAGACUCACAAGAGAUGAGGAGCGGACCCCAGUCUGCAGAAAGACCCAGAGCUGAUGUUGGUCUGCAGGAGAUGUUUGGAGAACAUCAGAUCAGUCUGAGGAGCAGAAGUGAACAUGUGGCUGAAGGAACUGAAGAAGCAGGAAGAGAAACGCUCCUCAACAGGGUCUACACUGAGCUCUACAUCACAGAGAAACUGAGACCAGAGGGUCACACCCAACAUGAGGUGAUGCAGCUGGAGACAACCACCAAGACCAACCAGCUCCAUGACACUGCAAUCAAGAACCCAGACAUCUUCAAAGUCUUCCCUGACCAACACAGAUCCAUCAGAGUGGUUCUGACCAGCGGAGUUGCUGGAGCUGGAAAAAGCUUCUCAGUGCAGAAGUUCACUCUGGACUGGGCCGAGGGUUUGGAGAACCAAGACAUCAGUGCUGUGGUUCCUCUGUCCUUCAGGGAGAUGAACUUGAUCAGAGAUGAGCAGCAGAGUCUUCUCACUCUGAUCCAGCUGUUCCAUCCAACACUCCAGAAGAUCCCAGCAGAACAGCUGUCUGUCUGCAAACUUCUGUUCAUCUUUGAUGGUCUGGAUGAAAGCAGACUUUCUCUGGACUUCAACAACAGUCCGGUGGUGUCUGAUGUCACACACAAGUCCUCAGUCAACGUGCUGCUCACUAACCUCAUCCAGGGACGUCUGCUGCCCUCAGCUCUGGUCUGGAUCACUUCCAGACCUGCAGCAGCCAAUCAGAUCCCUCCUUCAUGUGUGGACAGACUGACAGAAGUCCGAGGCUUCAAUGAUGCUCAGAAGGAGGAGUACUUCAGGAGGAGGUUCCCAGAUCAAGAGCUUUCCAGAAGAAUCAUCUCCCACAUCAAGGGCUUUAUGUCCCUCUACAUCAUGUGUGAAGUUCCAGUCUUCUGCUGGAUCACUGCUGUGGUUCUGGAGAACCUGCUGACCACAGAGCAGAGAGGAGAGCUGCCCACCACCCUGACUGACAUGUACUCCCACUUCCUGAUGGUCCAGACAAAGAGGAAGAAGAACAAGUACCAGCAGGAACAUCAGACAAGUCCACAAGAGCUGACAGAGACUGACAGGGAAGUUCUUCUGAAGCUGGGGAGGCUGGCAUUUGAACAUCUGGAGAAAGGAAACAUCAUGUUCUACCAAGAAGACCUGCAGCAGUGUGGUCUGGAUGUCACAGAGGCCUCAGUGUACUCUGGAGUUUGUACUGAGAUCUUCAGAAGAGAGUGCGAGAUCUUCCAGAAACCGGUCUACAGCUUUGUUCAUCUGAGCGUUCAGGAGUUUCUGGCUGCAGUCUACAUGUUCCACUGUUACUCCAACAGGAAGGUUAAGGUCAUUGAGGACUUCCUGAAGUACAACAUGAAGUACCCAUCCCUGGAUGACUUUCUGAGUAGAGUCAUGAAGAAAUCCCUGCAGAGUAAAACUGGACACCUGGACCUGCUGGUUCGCUUCCUUCAUGGCCUCUCUGUGGAGUCCAACCAGAGACUCUUAGGAGGCCUGCUGGGUCAGACAGAGAAGAAUCCAGAAACCAUUCAGAGAGCCAUCAACAACCUGAAGAAGAUCAACAGUGAAGGAGUCUCUCCUGACAGAAGCAUCAACAUCUAUCACUGUCUGAUGGAGAUGAAGGACCUCUCAGUUCAUCAGGAGAUCCAAGAGUUCCUGAAGUCAAAGAACAAAUCAGAAAAGGAACUCUCAGAGAUCGACUGCUCAGCUCUGGCCUACACUCUGCAGAUGUCAAAGGAGGUUCUGGAUGAGCUGGACUUGACCCAGUACAAGACAUCAGCUGAGGGUAUACGGAGACUGAUCCCUACUGUGAGGAACUGCAGAAAGUUCAGACUUCCAGAACAAUUUGGACUCUCAGAGACUCACUGUGAAAUUGUGGCCUCAGCUCUGAAGUCCAAGCCGUCCCACCUGACAGAAUUGGAUCUGAGCGACAACAACCUGAACGAUUCAUCAAUAAAGGUUCUGUGUUCUGGACUGGAGAGUCCAAACUGCGGACUGCAGACUCUGAGGUUGAUGGGCUGCAGUUUGUCAGAGAUCAGCUGUGAAGCCCUGGGCUCAGCUCUGAAGAAAAACCCGUCCAAUCUGACAGAACUGGACCUGAGCUGGAACGAGAACCUGCAGGAUUCAGGAGUUGAUCAUCUGUGUGGUUUUCUGGAGAGUCCAGACUGCAGACUUCAGACUCUGAGGUUGAUAAACUGCAGUUUGUCAGAGAUCAGCUGUGAAGCUCUGGUCUCGGCUCUGAAGAAAAACCCGUCCAAUCUGACAGAACUGGAGUUGAGCAGGAACAGGAACCUGCAGGAUUCAGGAGUUCUUCAUCUGUGUGGUUUUCUGGAGAGUCCAGACUGCAGACUGCAGACUCUGAGGUUGUUGGACUGCAGUUUGUCAGAGAUCAGCUGUGAAUCUCUGGUCUCAGCUCUGAAGAAAAACCCGUCCAAUCUGAAAGAACUGAACCUGAGUGUUAACGAGAAAAUACAGGAUUCAGGAGUUCUUCAUCUGUGUGGUUUUCUGGAGAGUCGAGACUGCAGACUCCGGAUUCUGAUGUUGUGGAGCUGCAGUUUGUCAGAGAUCAGCUGUGAAUGUCUGGUCUCAGCUCUGAAGAAAAACCCAUCUAAUCUGAUAGACCUGGACCUGAGCAAGAACGAGAAACUUCAGGAUUCAGGAGUUCUUCAUCUGUGUGGUUUUCUGGAGAGUCCAGACUGCAGACUAGAUACUCUAAGGUUGAACUACUGCGGUUUGUCAAAGACCAGCUGUGAUGCUCUGGUCUUGGCUCUGAAGUCCAACACGUCCAACCUGACAUACCUGGAUGUGAGCUACAACAACCUUCAGUCUUCAGAUGUUGAGCAGCUCCAGGAUCUGGUGGAGAGUCCAAAUUCCAAACUGGAGACUCUGAGGUUCUAAAGGCUUACUUCCUCCUGCUGUCUGCAGAGUUUUUGUGACUAUGUUGUGAUUCUGGGUGGUGGAGAGCAGAGUGGUGGAGGAAUCAGAGGAAGUAUAUAGUAAAAUAACAUCAGAGCUGCAGCAUACCACUGCCUUUUCUUUAGCAUCAAGUCUACAGUUAUUGUGCUGCAGCUCCCCCCGUGGAUUGAUGGAGAAUUGCACUUCCUCUUCUUAUUCCUACUUGGAGUGUUUAUCUGAAACAUGGGUUUGAUUCAGAUUUUCAGAAGUUCCAGGAUCUGGAGAAAAACAGACCUGCAGACAAACAGAUUCUUUUCUUUUUCAUCACUUUCUUUUUUGAUCUACAUUUGACGAAUACCGUAAUUUCGGGAUUAUAAAGCGCACCCGAUUACAAGCCGCACCCACCCAUUUUCAUUAGUGACAAUCUAGGUAUCAUACAUAAAAU
Messenger RNA from Oryzias latipes (Japanese medaka), 4868 nucleotides. NCBI's taxonomy places the organism in Eukaryota, Metazoa, Chordata, Actinopteri, Beloniformes, Adrianichthyidae. The record is from RefSeq and is a predicted model, not a curated record.